AACCAUACAACAGCACACGACUACUGUACGAGGAGAUCCCAUUAGCUCAGUUCCCGGUAUUAAACUGAGAGCACCGGCACCUCGUGAAGAGCAUACAUUGUUUCCCGAUGUCCAGGCCAUGUCCGGCGGACGGGCAGAGCUAGCCUGCAAUGUAUCGUUACCGUCGGCCGACGAUGCCGUAACACUGGUACUAUGGUAUCGGGCGGACACUAUGGGUGUACCYAUCUAUACAGUCGAUGCCCGAUCAAGUCCUAUUGAUCGGGCAUCGGCAUCGGCAUCGGCAGCCGUACAUACACCGAUGGCCAGUAUAUUUGGCACUACCACCAAUCGGGCACAGUUUGAUUUGACUGUCGAACCGGCCGUACUUCGGAUAGAACCGGUAGCCGAUGACGACGGCAUGGAGUACAGGUGCCGUGUAGACUAUCGAUGGGGCCGUACGAUGAGCUCAUUUAUUACAUUGGUUGUUAUAGUGCCUCCCAAAAGUUUGGUUAUCAAAAAUGAAAAAAAUCAAAUCCAAACGGGACUUAUCGGACCAUACAAUGAGGGACAGGAUAUCAAACUUGUCUGUAUUGCUGAAGGAGGUCGGCCCAUACCAUAUGUGCACUGGUAUAGAGAUAAUGAACUAAUUGAUGACACCUAUAGUACUAGUAGUAGUAGCCAGGGCACCGUUAGUAAUAAUAAUAAUAAUAAUACUAUUCAAAUAUACAACGAACUGGCCAUCAAUAGGCUAUCGAGAAUAAUGUUCAAUAGUGUACUAUCGUGUAGGGCUGGCAAUAAUAUUAGCAAACCUAUCAGUGCCCGGCUAACCAUCGAUGUCAACCUUAAACCAAUCGAUGUUGAAAUACUUAACGCCAGACAUACGCUGAUUUCCGGCCGGGAAGUGGAGAUGAGCUGCGAAUCGCGGGGCAGUCGACCGCCCGCACAGAUCACAUGGUUUAAGGACAAUCGGGAGCUGACAUACUCUAGGGAAAGUAUAUCACACGACGGAAAUGUGACCACAAGCCUACUGAAGCUGAAUCCCCAGGUGCUGGACAAUGGCGCCUAUCUAUCGUGUCGUGCAGAAAAUCUACGAUUAGCUAACAGUUCAAUAGAGGACGGCUGGAAGCUUAACGUGAUCUUUAUACCAAUAGUUAGCCUACUAUACAAAGGUAUGUCCAUCGAUGAAUCGACAGUAUCAUCACCACUAUCACUAUCACCAUCAUCAGCACCAGUAGCCUUAGCCUCAGCACCGGUAGUCGUCGUUGUCAACGAUGGCGAUGAGAUUAUAAUGGAGUGUUCAAUAAAAGCCAAUCCAUUAGCCAAAGUCGUACUGUUCACACACGACGGCAUCCAAUUAGUUACUGACUCUCAGUCAGGUAUUAUCGUCAAUAAUUCAUCGUUGGUUAUAACCAGUGCCCGGCCAGUACACAAAGGCAGCUAUCAGUGUCUGGCCAUUAAUUCCCAGGGAAAGGGUAUGAGCCAUGAAGUCCGGGUGAACGUACAGUACGCACCUAUUUGUACACAACCGGCCACAACCAAUACUACCGUACGUAUCAUAUCAUUGGACGAUAAACUGAAACUGGUCUGUCAAAUGGACGCCGAACCCAGUACUGGCCUACAGUUUCAGUGGACGUCCAACUUGACUACGAGACGAUUUCUAGUCAACCAGGACUAUAUCAUCAGCACCGGUACCCAAACCAGUAGUACACUGAUACUGGAUCCCCGGGCCCAGAUGUCGGCCCCCGAAAUCAUACAAUGUUUGGCCACGAAUCGAGUAGGUUCGGUACGCCAGCCGUGUACCUAUCAGUUUYGGCCGCCUCGACGACCCGAACCGGUAACCGAUUGUCACAGUCGUAAUCGGACUACCAGUUCGCUGGUUGUCGACUGUCUGGCCGGCAAUGAUGGCGGCCUCAGGCAAUCGUUUCGGYUGGAAAUCUACGACGAUAUGCUGGACGGCCAGCGACUGGUAUUCAACGAAACUAGUGAUACUCAGCCAGUGUUUACCGUUGUUGACGGUUUGUUGGCCUCGCAGACAGUCUAUUCGGGUGUCGUCUAUGCCGUCAACCAAUUGGGCAAUAGCUUGCCGUUUGAUAUCAAACUACAAACACAUAAGUUAUUGAAUAAAAAAUUUGUACUGGACAGUAGUCCUCAAUCGGAUGUAGUCUACGACAUGUGGACAGUACUGAUAGCCGCCAUCAUUGUUAUCGUAUUGUUGUUGAUAAUUAUCAUAACGAUUAUCGGCUGCAAAAUACGUGGCGGCCGUCGACGGGCCGCUGCCGGUGCUGGCGGUGAUGGCGGCGGCGGCGGCGGCGGCGGCGAUGGUCAACAAAAUAGUGGACAUAAAUUGAACAAAUCAUCCGAUAGUAAUCAAUUAGAUGAUAAUAUUUUAACCACGACAUCACCAUCAUAUCAUCAGAUGAAUAGCUAUCUAUCACAACAACAACAACAACAACAGCAACUUAAACAACAACAAUAUAAUCAAUCAAACGGUGAUAUUGUUUCAACAAACCAGAGCCUACUAUUAAAUGAUAGUCAAAAAUAUACAAUAUAUUUGGUGCCAAAUAAUAGCGGUGUCGGYGUCGGCGGCGGCGGACUUGUCUGCGACCAGACUAUACUGGAUCUGAUGGCCAAUGAUAUUGUUAUCAGAAAUCCUGAUCUGAUUCCGCAAAUAUAUGGCGAUUUUGACGGCAUUGACAGUAUGACUGAUCGGACGAUAACCGAUUGCCAGUCAUCGACAGCGACGGCAACGCCGACAAUGAUAUGCCGGUCAUCGCCGCUGACUAUGAUGUCAUCGACAACAACAACAACGACAACAACUGGUAGUAGUAGUAUUGGUAGCGCAGGUGGUGUUCAUCAAUCAAACAGUAGUUUAAGUUCAGCCAAAUGUGAGCGAUGGGUAUCCGUUAACAACCGCUGUCUGACAUAA
Oppia nitens is the source of this 2905-nucleotide messenger RNA. Its product is annotated as nephrin-like. NCBI's taxonomy places the organism in Eukaryota, Metazoa, Arthropoda, Arachnida, Sarcoptiformes, Oppiidae. Gene Ontology annotation, molecular function: protein binding. The transcript has 14 exons. The coding region runs from base 119 to 2905 and encodes 928 amino acids. The record is from RefSeq and is a predicted model, not a curated record.